CUCCAGCGCGCUCUCUAGCUCGCUCUCAUUUUUUCCCUGCUGCUGCCGCCGGCGCCGCCAGGCGCCCGCACCUCCGCCGGCUGCGCUCGCUCGUCGCUCCCGCUCGCUCCCUGCCCAGCCCAGCCGGAGCCCUCGGCGGACCGGCUCCCGGAGCCCCUCGCCAGCCCCUCCGGCCCGGACGCCGGGCUCCGCGGCAGCAGGAGCAGGGCUCGCCGCCGCCCCCCAGCUCGCUCGCUCGCUCUCGCCGGAGCAGCAGCCGAACGCCGCGCGCUUAGCGGAGGAGGCUCCGGCCGGGUGGCCGCCGGCACAUCCCCGCUGCGUCCGGGACUCCAGGCGGCUCCGCACCGGGCUCCGUCCGCAGCGUCAGCGCCGCCCGCCGCGGCCGGGGUUCCGGGCUCCGCGAGAACCGAGCCUCGGGCCGCCGCCUCCCUGCGCCCCCGGGGCAUGCAGGCACGCAGCGGACCCCUCGCGGGGGCUUAAUCCUUGCUGGCGCGCGGUUGGUAGGAGGAGAGGGUCGGAGCCGUUUUCUCCUUGAUGCCAAGAUACGCCAAGCUAGGAGCGCUCUUCCCUCUCCACGGUCACCCGCCGAGGACAGGCCUGCAGGAGGGGACGAGGAUCGGAGCUUCCCUGCAGCCCCGGCCACCGCCUGCUGCCGUGGGCCUGCGCUGUGCGGCCGCUCGAGGAGGCGGGAGCGCGGCAGCAUGGUCCGAGCCGCCGGCCACCCUCGGCCGCCCCGCUGCUGAAGCCGCCCUGCCCGUGCACACCUGGGCCGUGGGGCCAGGGGCCUGCCAGGGCUAGGAGUGGGGCCUGCCACCCAUGGGUCUCUAGGGAUUUCCGAGAUGCCUGAGAAGACAGGCGUGGGCUGGUGGUGGGCGCAGCUGCCCCUCUGCCUGCUCCUCAGCCUCUGCAGCCCCUGGGUGCCUUCCUCCCUGGGGAAGCCCAAGGGCCACCCCCACAUGAAUUCCAUCCGCAUAGAUGGGGACAUCACGCUGGGAGGCCUGUUCCCGGUGCAUGGCCGGGGCUCCGAGGGCAAGGCCUGCGGGGAACUGAAGAAGGAAAAGGGCAUCCACCGGCUGGAGGCCAUGCUCUUUGCUCUGGACCGCAUCAACAACGACCCGGACCUGCUGCCCAACAUCACGCUGGGCGCCCGCAUUCUGGACACCUGCUCCAGGGACACCCAUGCCCUCGAGCAGUCGCUGACCUUUGUGCAGGCGCUCAUCGAGAAGGACGGCACGGAGGUCCGCUGCGGCAGCGGCGGCCCGCCCAUCAUCACCAAGCCUGAGCGCGUGGUGGGGGUCAUCGGUGCUUCGGGGAGCUCGGUCUCCAUCAUGGUGGCCAACAUCCUCCGCCUCUUCAAGAUCCCCCAGAUCAGCUACGCCUCCACAGCCCCCGACCUGAGCGACAACAGCCGCUACGACUUCUUCUCCCGCGUGGUGCCCUCGGACACGUACCAGGCCCAGGCCAUGGUGGACAUCGUCCGUGCCCUCAAGUGGAACUACGUGUCCACGCUGGCCUCGGAGGGCAGCUACGGCGAGAGCGGCGUGGAGGCCUUCAUCCAGAAGUCCCGCGAGGACGGGGGCGUGUGCAUCGCCCAGUCGGUGAAGAUACCACGGGAGCCCAAGACGGGUGAGUUCGACAAGAUCAUCCGUCGCCUCCUGGAGACCUCGAAUGCCAGGGCGGUCAUCAUAUUUGCCAAUGAGGAUGACAUCAGGCGUGUACUGGAGGCAGCGCGGAGAGCCAACCAGACAGGCCACUUCUUCUGGAUGGGCUCGGACAGCUGGGGCUCCAAGAUUGCACCGGUGCUGCACCUGGAGGAGGUGGCUGAGGGUGCUGUCACUAUUCUCCCCAAGAGGAUGUCCGUGCGAGGCUUCGACCGCUACUUCUCCAGCCGCACGCUGGACAACAACCGGCGCAACAUCUGGUUUGCCGAGUUCUGGGAGGACAACUUCCACUGCAAGCUGAGCCGCCACGCGCUCAAGAAGGGGAGCCACGUUAAGAAGUGCACCAACCGUGAGCGCAUCGGGCAGGACUCUGCGUACGAGCAGGAGGGGAAGGUGCAGUUCGUGAUUGACGCCGUGUACGCCAUGGGCCAUGCGCUGCACGCCAUGCACCGUGACCUGUGUCCCGGCCGCGUGGGGCUCUGCCCGCGCAUGGACCCCGUCGAUGGCACUCAGCUGCUGAAGUACAUCCGGAGCGUCAACUUCUCAGGCAUCGCAGGGAACCCCGUGACCUUCAACGAGAAUGGAGACGCGCCCGGGCGCUACGACAUCUACCAGUACCAGCUGCGCAACGGCUCCUCGGAGUACAGGGUCAUCGGCUCCUGGACCGACCACCUGUACCUUAGAAUGGAGCGGAUGCACUGGCCGGGCAGCGGGCAGCAGCUGCCCCGCUCCAUCUGCAGCCUGCCCUGCCAGCCGGGCGAGCGGAAGAAGACAGUGAAGGGCAUGCCCUGCUGCUGGCACUGCGAGCCCUGCACGGGGUACCAGUACCAGGUGGACCGCUACACCUGUAAGACGUGUCCCUACGACAUGCGGCCCACGGAGAACCGCACGGGCUGCCAGCCCAUCCCCAUCGUCAAGCUCGAGUGGGGCUCGCCCUGGGCCGUGCUGCCCCUCUUCCUGGCUGUGGUGGGCAUUGCCGCCACGCUGUUUGUGGUGGUCACCUUUGUGCGCUACAAUGACACGCCCAUCGUCAAGGCUUCUGGCCGCGAGCUGAGCUACGUCCUGCUGGCGGGCAUCUUCCUGUGCUACGCCACCACGUUCCUCAUGAUUGCUGAGCCCGACCUGGGCACCUGCUCGCUGCGCCGCAUCUUCCUGGGGCUGGGCAUGAGCGUCAGCUACGCCGCCCUGCUCACCAAGACCAACCGCAUCUACCGCAUCUUCGAGCAGGGCAAGCGCUCGGUCAGCGCCCCGCGCUUCAUCAGCCCCGCCUCGCAGCUGGCCAUCACCUUCAGCCUCAUCUCCCUGCAGCUGCUGGGCAUCUGCGUGUGGUUUGUGCUGGACCCCUCCCACUCGGUGGUGGACUUCCAGGACCAGCGGACGCUCGACCCCCGCUUCGCCAGGGGUGUGCUCAAGUGCGACAUCUCCGACCUGUCGCUCAUCUGCCUGCUGGGCUACAGCAUGCUGCUCAUGGUCACGUGCACCGUGUACGCCAUCAAGACCCGCGGCGUGCCCGAGACCUUCAACGAGGCCAAGCCCAUCGGCUUCACCAUGUACACCACCUGCAUCGUCUGGCUGGCCUUCAUCCCCAUCUUCUUUGGCACCUCGCAGUCUGCGGACAAGCUGUACAUCCAGACCACGACGCUGACCGUGUCGGUGAGUCUCAGCGCCUCGGUGUCCCUGGGAAUGCUCUACAUGCCCAAGGUCUACAUCAUCCUCUUCCACCCGGAGCAGAACGUGCCCAAGCGCAAGCGCAGCCUCAAAGCCGUUGUCACCGCGGCCACCAUGUCCAACAAGUUCACACAGAAGGGCAGCUUCCGGCCCAAUGGCGAGGCCAAAUCCGAGCUCUGCGAGAACCUGGAGGCCCCAGCACUGGCCACCAAACAGACGUAUGUCACCUACACCAACCAUGCAAUCUAGCUGGGCCACGGAGCUGCGAGGGAGGAGGAGCCACGACCCUGUGGACGGCGCAUCGGCCCAGGGCCACUCUCAAGGGCCCAGCUGAUGUCCAGCCUGCCCGUGGGUGUCCACGGACGUGGCUUGGUGCUGAGGACAAAAGAGCCCCGGCUGUCACUGCUGGGCAGCCUGGGCAAGCCAGGUGGGCGACAGGAGGAGGACGAGGGGCUGGCAGCUCCAGGCCACCACAAGAGCCUGUGUCUCGAACCGUUGCCCCUCCUGGCUGCAGACCAGGGGCUUGGGUCGUGCAGGCCCCAGUGCUGGUUCUCUCCCUCCCUCCAUCUCCGUCUGUGCUUCUGUGCCAGGGCGACCUUCUCAGUCUGUCUCCAGGCCCCGGUCUUUAUGUUCCGUUACCUCUGUUCUAGGCUUUUCUGCGUCUGCUCUUCCCGGCUCUUGCCUCUGCCUCCUCUUCCUCGUCCUCUGUCUCAGCUCCUCCUGCUUUCUCCUGGGUUCCAGCUAUGUCACUCCGCUCAUGCCUUUUUCUUUCUUGUCCUUGACAUCAUUUCCGUCUAGCCUUCGCUCCCCUCUCCCUACCACCCUUUUCCAAGUCACCAAAUCUUACAUGUCACAAAAGAGAAAAAAGGAAAAAAAAAGCAAAACACAAAAACGCCAAAACAAAAACAAAUCUUGAGUGUGUUGCCAAGUGCUGCGUCUUCCUGGUGGCCUCUGUGUGUGUCCCCGUGGCCCGAAGCCUGCCGUCUGCCGUGUGUCCUGCCCGCCUGCCCGCCUGCCCCUCCUGCCAACCACACAGAGUUCAGUGCCUGGGUGUUUGGUGAUGGUUAUUGAUGACAAUGUGUAGCGCAUGAUUGUUUUUAUACCAAGAACAUUUCUAAUAAAAAUAAACACAUGGUUUUGCA
Messenger RNA from Microcebus murinus (gray mouse lemur), 4471 nucleotides. NCBI's taxonomy places the organism in Eukaryota, Metazoa, Chordata, Mammalia, Primates, Cheirogaleidae. The record is from RefSeq and is a predicted model, not a curated record.